AUGGAAACUGCACCCGUAAAUUUCAAAGUUAACUGCUCCGAAGAGCCGAGCGUUCUCCGUCGUCUCACCUUUCCAAGUGUCGCUGACGUUUCUUAUUCAGUAUUAUAUUCAAAGCUGUCGCAUGUGUUUAAUAUCAAAGAAUUUAAGAUUCGUUAUACCGACCUCGACGGAGACCAGAUUGUGAUUGAAAAUGAUUCUGAUUUGAGAGAAGCUAUCAACUACUUUAGUAGUCACAGUACCAAUAGGAAGUCAGUCAUCAAGUUGAGUUUGGAUAAGGUAAAUACUGCGCCUCAAUCAUCGUCCACCGAAGCUGCCCAGACCUCCAAUAACGAAAGAGUUCAGAACGAUGAACAAUAUAAUCAAGAAGAAUUUCCUUUUGAGAAAGUGAUCAAUGUUAGCAUAAAGACCGUGCAAGAGAUGGUGCAUAACUUUGUCAAUCAACUUAGCACGGCCAUAGAAAGGGAUUUGUCAAAUUUGAAUCUGAAUGUGUCCGAACAAUCGCAAUCGCAAUCGCAACCGCAACAAACGACCAGUAAUGAUGGAGGAUCAACAAAUGCUUCCAGGGAUACGACACGAGCUCCAAGUUUUGUGACUUCUACCGAAAACCGAAAAGUUCCUGUGCCUGGCUCGCAUAAAUAUUCAGAGCCAGUGAUUCACCAUGGGGUGAUUUGCGAUAGUUGUGAGUCAAUUAUUCGUGGAACCAGAUGGAAGUGCGCAACAUGUCCAAACUAUGAUCUUUGCCAGGCGUGUAAACCAAAAUCACCGCAGAUUCAUCGUCACCCAUUCCGACCAAUUCCUUUCCCAAUUAAUCCAAAUCAUCAUCAUCAUUUUAGUAAUUCCCUUACUCAACAUUCCGCAACCUGCGAUUAUUGUGAGUCAGUGAUCGUUGGUAUUCGCCAUAAGUGUAUUAACUGCCCCGAUUUUGACUUAUGUCAGAAUUGUAUUGCGCUCGCACCCACACAACAUCCAUAUCAUACAUUUAUGCAAAUUCGCCGUCCUGGUGAGCCGGAAAUUAAAAUUCUUGAUACCGCAUUCCAUCCUGGAAUAAGAUGCGAUGGUUGUGGAAAGCCGAUUAAUGGUGUUAGAUACAAGUGCGCAAACUGUUCCGACUUUGACCUCUGUGGAAAUUGUGAGGCAUCACCCGCCAAUAAGCAUAAUCCUGAUCACGUUUUCAUCAAGUUCAGAAGGCCCGUACCAUCACCUCUUUCUGCCACCACUCCUCUACUCCCAAAUUUCUAUUCUAGUUCAGAGCCCAGAAUUUGUCGAACCAGAUAUAGACAACCACCUCAACAAAAGAUCUGUCAACAUUGGACCUUUAACGUAAGCAUAAGUACAUUCGGUUCAUGUUUCUUGACUAUGCUUCCGGAAUCGUUAAAUACAUCUUCGUCUUCACUUGCCAGGAGUCAAAAACCACAUGUUCAAAUUCCCACAACUUCUCCUGUAUCUGAAGUACUCACUCCCACAAAUACCAUUGCAUCACAAUCUACUGUGGAAGAAACUAUCUCUGAAACGGAACAACAGAUCAAUACUGUACCAACCUUGAAUGCCUUAUUCGUCGAGGAUGUUAACAUUCCCGAUGGUACUGUACUUGACCCACAGACCCAAUUCCAUAAAGUCUGGAGAAUUCUUAAUAAUGGAGAUCUCAACUGGCCUGAAAGCACCACUUUGCAACAUAUUGGGGGACCGCCAAUGGUCAAUGAAAAGAUGAUUAGUUCUGAAAAUGGAAAUUUUGAGGUCAAAGUUGGCCCACUUGAAAUUGGGAAAUCUAGCUGCUUUGCGGUUGAUUUCAAAGCCCCUUCUGAACCUGGAAGAUAUGUCUCGCAUUGGCGUUUAACUGAUGGCCAAGGAAAUGGAUUUGGUGAUCAAGUUUGGUGUGAAAUAAUCGUAGAGAGUGAUGAACAGAGUUCCAACAUGUCUUCGUCUUCCAUGAUUUUCCCUGUUUUGACCUAUGAACAGAGAUCAGUAUCUGAACAGUCAAAUUCUGCAUCGGCGCAAUUAUCUUCAAUUCCUAAUUCAAUUGACUCCUCUGAAGUUAAUCGAGUUCAGACUGAUGAAGAUCCUUUCCAAGAUCCCGUUUCCCCUGCCUCGACUGUUGCCGAGUUCGUGAAAGAUCAAAUGGAAAUCGAAAAUAGUUCUGAAUUUGAUUCCGAUGAAGAAUCUGAAAUUUCUUCAAUCGCUAGUGAUGAUUCCUCUCAAGAAUUUAUAGUUGUGGAAAAGGAUUCUGAUGAUGAAAUGGAACUCUCUCAAUCUCGACAAUCUUUGUUUGGUCGUCCAGCAUCUGGUGAAAAUUCGCAUGUUAAUCGAUCGGAG
Acaulospora morrowiae is the source of this 2310-nucleotide messenger RNA. Lineage: Eukaryota; Fungi; Glomeromycota; Glomeromycetes; Diversisporales; Acaulosporaceae. The record is from the annotation of a GenBank genome assembly.